AUGAGCGCAACUCCGAGACAGCGGACUGGUGGUUUCCCACAAACGCCGGCGACCGCAGCACCGGGCAGAUCACGACGACAAGACCCCGACCCAAACUCCUCCGUGUCCUCCCAGAAGAGCAGCCGAUCAUCUGCUCUCCCUCUAGCCCCCGAAAAUGCCUCCCGCGGCGGCCCCGCAACUGAGCCAGUCAUCCCUCUGACAAUCCUAGACGCACCCCAGCAACGCUUCUACGCCUUUGCGAUAUACGUUGGUCUGUUUGCUUGGAGGUUCUACGACUGGAUCAAGCUGGUGGAGGAUAACGACACAUCAGCUUGGCUGUUCCUCAAAUGGGUCUUCAUUGACUUUGGUUUCUUGUUCGGCCUCCCGGAACUGAGGAUACCAUGGCUGGAGAUGUCACAACCCGUCGUUACGGCCAUUUUCCUCUUCCACGCUUUCUUCAAUUUCAUGUUGAUGUUCAACAUUCCGCUUCCACUGCAGCCAUGGCUCAUUGGCUUCUUUAAGGUCUUUUACGACCGCGAGGUAGCCGUUUCGGAGCACACAGUCAAGGUCUCGAGUAUUCUGCAUAAUCAUUCCUUGAUCAUGGGAAGACAGAUCAUCAAUAUUCUGCCGGAAGGCUCCGCGGUUCUCAAUUUUGAGCAAAUCCCAUUUUGUAUCGGCGAAGGCCGCGAGACUGCCCGGCUGCCUAUCCAGUUCAACUCAACGGUGCCCGCCGAAAUGGAACUCACUCGCAUCGAUCUCGAGACCAACCAAGAGGAAACCAUCAAGCUGUCUAGUCGCGACGUUCGGAAAAUUGCGAAACAGAUCAAGGAUCAAACGGCAGAAUCCAACCCGCUAGCCCACAUCAUCGAAUAUCCAGUCAAGAAGACCGGUGUUUACCGUCUCGGUAGGGUUCUGGACGAAUACAAGCUUGAAGUUCAGCGCGCGACCCGGGACACAUACGUUGUUCCAUGCCCUAAGGCCAAGUUUCGUACUCCUGACAACCAGGGCCGCUGCAUCAGAGACUUGUCCGAUUUGCUUGUCGACGUCACCGGAACACCGCCCCUGAAGAUUGUCUACAGUCGAACGGUCAACGACAAGGACAAGAGUUUCCACUUCCAGAGCCUGCAGCCAGAGGAUCACACGUCGCCCUUGCUGGGCUCGCCGUCUUCGUCUUUGACUCAUGCCGGCGACGAGGACACGUCGUGGGUCAGGCCUCAAACCGUGGCGGUACGUCUGAACGAGACACUGGACGAACCAGGUCGAUGGCAGUACGCCGUAGAUGAGGUUACGGACGGGUUUGGUAAUGUUCGCAAGUACGCUCCUUCUGCGGAAGAGACCGAGGCGCGUGCCCGGCCUAAGGAUCUGGCUCGCACCUUUUUGGUAAAGGAGCGACCCAAGGUCAAGCUACAUGGCUGCGAUCUCCGCAAACCACUCAAGGUUGCUAAAAAGGACAAGGCGCGCCUGCCUGUGCACUUCUCAAUCGAUGGCAAAACCGCAGAUGCCUCUCAUACGGUCACGUGGGACUUCUCGCCUAUCGACUCGUUGACCAACAGCGGCGACCACGGUGAUAAGGUUUCUGUGGCUUCCUUCUCCGCUGUCAACUCUCGCGAUCAGCCUCUGGUUUCGGAGCCUGGGCUGUAUACGCUGAAAUCAGUCUCGAGUGGCUCGUGCGAAGGAGAAGUUCAGGAGCCAUCGUCAUGUCUUCUGCUCAAUCCACUGGAGCCGCAGUUAUCGAUUCGCUCCGAAGAGAUACCCGACAAGUGUGCAGGCAACUCUGUGGGACUCCGGGUGGACUUGGACCUGAUUGGAACACCGCCAUUUGUGGUCCGGUAUGAUGUCGUUGACGAACAACUCAAGACUAGACACGAAUCAGUCAAGGUCGAAGGCCUGAGACAACAAGUCGAACUCAGACCCACAGCUGCCGGACAUCAUAAGUACAUCUUCAAAUUCGUCGACGACGCUAUUUACAAAAAUCGGCCUUUGAGCCCUGACAUGACCUUGGAGACGGACGUCAAGCCGGCCGCUUCAGCGGUCAUUCAUCAUCCUACGGGACUCAAAAGUGCCUGUCUGGAAGAACCAGUCGAGGUUGAGAUACACCUUCGUGGUGAUGCUCCCUUUUCGCUCGAAUGGGAGCUCGUACACGACGGCAAGCGCAAGUCUGAGCGCGCCACCGGUAUUGCGGGCCCGAAAUUCAAGAUCAAAACCAAGCCUCUCGCAAAGGGAGGAGAGUACACGCUUGCUCUGAACAGCGUCCAAGACAAAUCAGGUUGUCGCACCUUCCUGAAGGAUGAGCUGAAAAUCUCUGUCAGGCGCCAGAGACCCCGUGCGGCAUUUGGCCUGGUAGAGAACAAGCGGAGCAUCAAAACGAUCGAAAAUGCCGAGGUCAAGUUGCCGUUGCGUCUUCAAGGUGACAAGCCUUGGACCGUUUCUUACCGCAAUAUCGAUGAAGGCGAUGCCGUUCGCACAGAGAAAUUGAGAAACGACAACGACAUCCUUACUGUCGAGGCACGAGGCACGUACGAGAUUAUCGACGUCCAAGAUAGAGAAUGUCCCGGAAUCGUGGACCCCCAGGCAUCCAGAUUCGAGGUUGAUUGGUAUCCUCGACCGCAAAUUUCCCUGAUACAGACCGACACGGUCACCUCAGACGGUAACAAAUUCUCGAAGCGCGAUGUUUGCGAAGGAGAUAUUGAUACAUUUGAAGUCUCUCUCAAGGGCUCUGCUCCUUUCCAUGUUGAUUACAAGGUUGAGCACCACCCCUUUGAUGGGUCUUCCAAGGGCCAGGCCUCUAGCAAAAAAGACCUCGAUACCUCUCUCAACAAAGCGUCCAUCCCCAUGGACACUUCGAAGCCUGGUCGAUACAUUUAUCAGUUCUCUGAACUAGCAGACAAUCUCUAUGACGGCAAAACAAACUCUCACUCCUUGACAGUGGCUCAGCGUGUUAAUGCCAAGCCGUCCGCUGCCUUCAUCAAGCCUGGGCAGUCUUUCAAGUACUGCAAGACGGAGCAGGACAAGGAAGACACGAUUCCUAUCACACUCAACGGUGUCGCUCCAUUCCACGUUGAAAUUGAGAUCAAGCAUCAUAGCGGCACCAUCCCCGAGACGUAUCGGAUCCCGUCAAUCCAGACUAACUCGUACGGCAUCCAUAUCCCAAGGCAGUAUCUGCGACUGGGGAUCCAGCAUGUUCGCAUCCGCGAAGUCAGAGAUGCCCGUGGGUGCCAAAAGAAGUACGAAAUCGGCGCGCCGUCCGUACAAGUCCAUCUUCACGAUGCCCCUGCCAUAUAUCCUCUUGAGAGCCGUGGAGACUACUGCGUCGGCGAGCGUAUUGCAUACACACUUUCUGGCACGCCUCCGUUUGAGAUCUGGUAUGAUUUCCAGGGUCAGCAACGCAAGGCCAAAUCUGGCACCACCAACUUCCGCCGAAUCGCCGAGUCUCCUGGCGAAUUCACCAUCACAUCCAUCUCUGACAAGGCCUCGGAGUGCCGCGCCUCCGUCGACAUCACCAAGACCAUCCACCCUCUUCCCGCUGUCAAGAUCAGCAGGGGACGACAGACUCGCGUGGACAUCCACGAAGGCAACGAAGUGGAGAUACUCUUUGAGUUCUGGGGCACCCCGCCAUUCGAGUUCACCUACACACGCAGCUCCAACGCUCGCAAGGGCCAGAAGAGCGUGGUGCUGGAGACGCGACACGACGUCUCGUAUGAGAGCAGCAAGAUCAUUCGCGCGAGCCAAGAAGGCACGUAUGAGGUGGUCGCCAUCAAGGACAAGUUCUGCGCCUUCUCCACGCAGCAGGUUGCCGGCACUGGCAAGGACCAGAAGCUGCUGCAGUAUUAG
This is a messenger RNA of Colletotrichum higginsianum IMI 349063, 3810 nucleotides long. Its product is annotated as Nucleoporin pom152. Gene Ontology annotation, biological process: nuclear pore organization; protein import into nucleus. The transcript is spliced from 4 exons. Gene Ontology annotation, molecular function: structural constituent of nuclear pore. NCBI's taxonomy places the organism in Eukaryota, Fungi, Ascomycota, Sordariomycetes, Glomerellales, Glomerellaceae. Gene Ontology annotation, cellular component: nuclear pore transmembrane ring. The record is from RefSeq and is a predicted model, not a curated record. Bases 1 to 3810 code for a protein of 1269 amino acids.